GUUUUUUUUUUUUUGUUUGUUUUUCCUUAAAAAUAACUUUUUCUUCCCUAUAGAUUAACAUGCAUAUUGUUGUCAUCAUCACGCAUAUAUAAAAAAGAGACACAUACUGAGAAUAACAACGAACUCAGAAACAUAUGGUCCCCUCUCUUCUCCUUUUCUCGUAAGAAAACGUGAUUUCUAUUUUGCAUAAAGGAUAUGAAUCGCUGAUAUCCUGUGUUUAAAGAUCCGCUUGGAGCAUUUUUCUUCAGGGUUUGUUUUUAUUUUUUCUUUUUUAAAUAAAAAGAGAGUAUGGAGUUUCAAGGAUUUCCACGAAUUCAUAGUAUAUUUUAUGCAGUAUUUGACAUUAUAAAAGGAACAGUAGUUAAACAUCAAGUACCAGAAGGAAGUAUUACAACUCAAGAUGGAACAGGAAAGACACUGAUUGAUUUUGAAGCAAUAAGUGAAUAUGUCAUUCCAAAGAAACCACUCUAUAAGCGUCUAGUGACAAUCUGCACAAAUGGAUAUAAGGUGAUGGGUUGUCCUGUUGUAUUGCACGAUCAUGAAAAAUAUCAACAUUUCAGAAACGAGUUUCGGUUCAACCUCUGUUUUGUAUUCGAACAGGACGCUGAAACAAGUAGUUACGAAGCUGUCGUUAGAAAACUGUCAAGGGUACUUGAGGGCUUAGAACUUGAGUGUAAUUUUUUAUCACAGAAUGUUCAUUCUGAAUUACAGACAGUACAAAAUGUGAUUGAGCAGCUAUUUGAAGACUUGAACAGUUAUUGUGAAUGCCAAAUACCAAUAAAUACAUUUAAUACGAUCAACCUGAAGCUAUUUCCAACUUAUCCUAAUCCACAGACGGUACGUGACUAUCAUGUCCCUGUUUGUACAGUAGAUAUAAAGAAAAUGAUGAACCUUAAUUGGGAUAUCACAGUACAAAAAGUGGCUAGUCUUAUCAAUGGCAUCUAUCAUGUAAAACGAAUAGCUGAAAUAGCCAAUGUUAAGCCAGAGUGGGCACGACAAAGCCUUGAACACAUGAUGUAUUAUGGGUGUAUUAUCUUGAUUGACAUCUUUCAAUAUUCAAACAUUUAUGCAGUCAAGCCAGAAAUUACAAGACUAUUUGAUCACAAGUCAGGGCUUGCUCAAGAGUGCUUAAAGUAUAUUAUGCUCCCAAAUACUCCUGAAAUAUCAACUGAGCGCAUGUAUGCAUUAUAUUGUGGAUUUAAAUAUGGACAGACAGUAAAAGAGUGGAUGGAAGAACAACAAGUGGCGAAUUUACACGUAGACGAAAGGUGACUCGGGCUUUGUUUUGUAUUAAGGAUGCGAGAGCUAACCUAAAUGAU
Molecule: messenger RNA, 1319 nt
Organism: Rhizopus microsporus ATCC 52813
Lineage: Eukaryota; Fungi; Mucoromycota; Mucoromycetes; Mucorales; Rhizopodaceae
Product: nitrogen permease regulator 2
Exons: 5
Coding region: 289-1272 (327 amino acids)
Biological process (GO): positive regulation of autophagy; negative regulation of TORC1 signaling
Cellular component (GO): GATOR1 complex; vacuolar membrane
Molecular function (GO): GTPase activator activity
Source: RefSeq, a predicted model, not a curated record